This is a messenger RNA of Kogia breviceps (pygmy sperm whale), 3458 nucleotides long. It is a transcript of the gene ZNF790, whose product is annotated as zinc finger protein 790. Gene Ontology annotation, molecular function: DNA-binding transcription factor activity; RNA polymerase II cis-regulatory region sequence-specific DNA binding. Gene Ontology annotation, biological process: regulation of transcription by RNA polymerase II. The record is from RefSeq and is a predicted model, not a curated record. NCBI's taxonomy places the organism in Eukaryota, Metazoa, Chordata, Mammalia, Artiodactyla, Physeteridae.
CCAUUUGUUUGCGGAGGAAGAGCAGCGUGGAAUCGACUGUUGCGACUUGCGUUCUAAACGCGGCCUGGAAUUCGUUGACUCUUGCCAAAGAUAGAGCGGUGUGAGGACAAUGGUCUUUGCCGAGCGAAGUGAUAGGGUCCAAGACUGAGGCCUGUGAAUUGAGACCACUGGGCUCUGGGCUCUUAAAGGUUGUCCCGGCUCCAGACUACAUUUCCCAGUGUCCGCCGUAUCCGAGGCAAAGUUCUGUCCGCACACCGGCCCUUUCAGGACCAUAGCAGGGGUCGUGCGCGAGUCCCUGAGGAACAUCCACAGCUUGAGGGAACCGCAAAGUCGACUCUGCUUUCUCAAGACUGCUUCACUGGGAGAGGAAUCUAGAAGACUGAGCGACUCUUGGAAUUUUAAGUUAUGGCCCAUCAGUUGAUGAUGUUCAGGGAUGUAGCUGUAGACUUCUCUGAAGAGGAGUGGGAGUGCCUGGACUUGGAACAGAGAGCUCUGUACAGAGACGUGAUGUUGGAGAACUACAGCAACAUGAUCUCACUGGGACUUUGCCUUUAUCAGCCAGAUGUGUUCUCUUUACUGGAGAAGGGGAAAGAGCCCUGGAUGGUUUUGAAGGAUGAGACAAGAGGACCUUGCCCAGACAUGAAAUCCAGGUGUAAGACCAAGACAUCACCAAAAAAUGGCAUUUUUGACAGAGGAUUACCUCAGUGGGAAAUAAUGGAAAUUUGUAAAAAACAUAGCCUUGAAUGUUUAUGUUUUAAAGGUGAUUGGGAAAGCAAAGGUCAGUUUGAAACACAACAGGAAAACCAGGAAGAAGGUUUUAAGCAGAUUAUACUCACCUGUGAAAAAAUUCCCACAUUUAACCAGCACACAACUUUUAAUCUACUUCAGAGACUUAAUACAGUAAUGAAACUGAAUGAAUUUAAAGGGUGUAGGAAAGCAUUUUGUUCUGACGCAGACUGUAUUCAACAUCAGUUAAUUCACACUGGUGGAAAAUUUUGUGACGAUAAGGAAUGUGAGAAGACCUUUUUCCCUGAUUCAGAACUUACUCAAUAUCAGACAGGUUACACUGCUAAGAAAACAUAUGAAUGUAAAGAAUGUGGGAAGGCUUUUAGUUUGCGUUCAAGUCUUACUGGUCAUAGGAGAAUUCAUACUGGUGAAAAACCUUUUAAAUGUAAGGAAUGUGGGAAGGCCUUUAGAUUUCAUUCACAACUUAGUGUCCAUAAGCGUAUUCAUACUGGUGAGAAAUCUUAUGAAUGUAAGGAAUGUGGCAAGGCCUUUAGUUGUGGCUCAGACCUUACUCGACAUCAGAGAAUUCAUACUGGUGAAAAACCCUAUGAAUGUAAUGACUGUAAGAAGGCCUUUAGUCAGCGAUCACAUCUUACUAAACAUCAGAGAAUUCACACUGGUGAAAAACCUUAUGAAUGUAAGGAGUGUGGGAAAACUUUUACCCGUGCCUCACACCUAACUCAACAUCAGAGAAUUCAUACUGGUGAGAAAUCUCAUGAAUGUAAAGAAUGUGGAAAAGCCUUUAUUCGUGGUUCAAAUCUUGCUCAACAUCAGAAUGUUCAUGUUGGUAAGAAACCCUAUGAAUGUGAGAAAUGUGGGAAAGCCUAUGUCUGGAGUUCACACCUUGCUCGACAUCAGCGAAUUCAUACUGGUAAGAAACCUUUUGAAUGUAAGCAAUGUGGGAAGACUUUUAUAUGGGCCUCAUACCUUGCUCAACAUGAGAAAAUUCAUAAUGAAAGAAAACCGUAUGAAUGUAAGGAAUGUGGAAAGACCUUUAUUCAUGGUUCAGAGUUUAAUCGACAUCAGAAAAUUCAUACUGGUGAGAGAAACUAUGAAUGUAAGGAAUGUGGAAAGACCUUUUUUCGUGGUUCAGAACUUAAUCGACAUCAGAAAAUCCAUACUGGAAAGAGAGCAUAUGAAUGUGAAGAGUGUGGAAAAGCCUUUCUCUGGGGUUCACAACUUACACGACAUCAGAGAAUACAUACUGGUGAGGAACCUUACAUAUGUAAAGAAUGUGGGAAAUCUUUUAUCUGGGGUUCACAACUAACACGACAUAGGAAAAUUCAUACUGAUGCAGAACCCUAUAAAUGUAAGGAAAGUGGCCAGAUCUUUAGUCACCAUUCUUAUUUUGCUGAACAGCAAAUUCACAGUGGUGAGAAUCUUUAUCAAUGGAAAUAUUAUGGGAACACUAUUAGUCAUGACUCAUACUUUGCUCAACACCAGAGUAUUUACACUUUUGAUAAAUCCUAUGAACGUAAAGAUUUUGAGAGGGCAUUUUCUCCAGGCUCUCACUUUAUUUCACUCUUGUGAAAUCUUGUGAUAUAAGAAUGUAGGAAAAAUCUUUAUUCAUGACUUGUUAAUUGAUCUCAGUUAAUUCCUUCUUUUGAGAAAGCCCAUAGUGUAAAUAAUAUUGGAAGACCUUUUGACAGAGCACACAACACACUCAACAGCAAAGAAUUCCUAAUGCAAUCUAUAUUAAUGAAGGAAAGCUUUACUGAUUGGUUAUCAAAUAAAGUAUAUUGGGUAAAGUCCUACAAGUAAGGUGACUGUGUGAAUCAGUUCUGAAUCAUUCUCAAAAGAUUCUCCACAUCGUUGAUAUUAUGCUGCAUAGAACUGAAGUCUAACUCAUCUAGGGAAACUUUCCAUCAUUACUUAAAUCUUGUUGCACUUCCACAAAAUCACACCAAAGGUGAAUUUGUGUUUUGUAAUUAAUCUGGAAAAGCCUUAAGCUGUGUCAUACAACUUAUUUGGUAUGUCUUAGUUUCAGUACGUCUUACCUCCGAAUUUUUUGGAAAGUAACUUAAUUCUAUGUUUGCUUACUUAUUAGAUUGUAAGGGUUAAAUGAGUUUGAGGAUUUAAAUGACUUAAUGACCAUCAUUGAUAAUAGUAUUAGACCAUUUCUAUGAGAGGAAGACCUUAAGAGAUUAUAGACAAAUAUGCCAUCUGUAUGUAUGUCUUAUUGAACAACAGAAUGUUAAUUCUGAAGAAAAGCUGGUAAAAUCGAAUGAAGCAAAGAAAGCUUUGAUUCAGUAUUAAUUUCAUUUGCUAUAUAAAAAACUCAUACUAUAAAGAAAGCCUUAUGGUUUUCAUGAAAGUGGGGGUGUUGAGUGCUCAGCAUUUUUUAAGGCAUUUGGAAGGGAUUUGUUUCUAACAAAUUUCUAAAGCCAAAUGGCAUAAUCCAUUUUAUCACCACAAUUAAAUUUUGGAAAUUAGAAAAUAGCCAAAUGAAUUCUGACCUCUUGGAAGUUUAGUGCUACAUAUAUAAACAAUUCUCAGAUUAGUGAGUAAAUCAAAAGUGAAAUUACAGGCAAUUUGGAUGUGAAUGAUAAUGAGACUCCUAUAAAUCAAAUCCUAUGAAUGUUUCCAUAGCACUUCUCAGUGGAAAUUGCUCUGUGUAUAAAACCAAGAAGAUUGAAGGCAGUUUAUUUCUUGUCACCACUGUAUCUUCAGCU